Messenger RNA from Gambusia affinis (western mosquitofish), 1107 nucleotides. RefSeq names its product gastrula zinc finger protein XlCGF7.1-like. Gene Ontology annotation, cellular component: nucleus. Gene Ontology annotation, biological process: negative regulation of transcription by RNA polymerase II. Lineage: Eukaryota; Metazoa; Chordata; Actinopteri; Cyprinodontiformes; Poeciliidae. Gene Ontology annotation, molecular function: RNA polymerase II cis-regulatory region sequence-specific DNA binding; DNA-binding transcription repressor activity, RNA polymerase II-specific. The record is from RefSeq and is a predicted model, not a curated record. Bases 95 to 994 code for a protein of 299 amino acids. The transcript has 3 exons.
AACAAUGUUACCAUGGAAACCAUAAGAGCAUCUGUCAAAUGUAAAUAUUAUGACAAAGAUAAUCUGAAGAGGCAGCUCAAAGAAAUUGACUGAAAUGGAGAAACUUUGCCAGGAAGAGAAGGCAUCACUGGAAGAGAACCAAACCUGCACAAACCCAGGAGAACAUGAUGAUGAAGCCUCAGUUGGUCCCAGUGAUGGACAGCAGGUUCAGCCCAGCCAGAGGCUGCAGAAACAACACCGUUGUGACACGUGUCUGAAACAUUUCAGAUGGAAGACGAAUCUGAAAAUUCAUCAACGCAUUCACACUGGAGAGAAGCCCUAUCUCUGUGACCAGUGUGGAAAGACUUUCAUUCAGAAGGGUAAUUUUGACCGCCAUCAGCGAAUCCACACUGGUGAAAAGCCUUACAGCUGCAGUCAGUGUGAGAAGACAUUCACAGACUCCUCAGGCCUGAAGCAUCAUCAGCGAAUCCACACUGGUGAAAAGUGCUAUCUCUGUGACCAGUGUGGAAAGACUUUCAUUCAGAAGGGUCAUUUAGACAGCCAUCAGCGAAUCCACACUGGUGAAAAGCCUUACAGCUGCAGUCAGUGUGAGAAGACAUUCACAGACUCCUCAGGCCUGAAGCAUCAUCAGCGAAUCCACACUGGUGAAAAGCGCUAUCUCUGUGACCAGUGUGGAAAGACUUUCAUUCAGAAGGGUCAUUUAGACAGCCAUCAGCGAAUCCACACUGGUGAAAAGCCCUAUCUCUGUGACCAAUGUGGAAAGACUUUCACGCAGAAGUGUUCUUUUAACACCCAUCAGCGAAUCCACUCUGGUGAAAAGCCCUAUCUCUGUGACCAGUGUGGAAAGACUUUCAUUCAGAAGGGUCAUUUAGACAGCCAUCAGCGAAUCCACACUGGUGAAAAGCCUUACAGCUGCAGUCAGUGUGAGAAGAGAUUCAAACGUUCCUCACAUCUGACGCGUCAUCAGCGAAUCCACACUGGAGAAAAAGCCUGAUCCACAUAAGACAGCAGUAACAUCUGGAAUGUGAGGGAACUUCUUUCUCUCCUCAUUUCUUCUAUCGCUACGGCGACAACAGUCGGUGCUGUCAGUAACAUUUAUAUCAAUAA